Messenger RNA from Mizuhopecten yessoensis (Yesso scallop), 2236 nucleotides. Its product is annotated as beta-1,3-galactosyltransferase 6-like. Bases 259 to 1290 code for a protein of 343 amino acids. Gene Ontology annotation, biological process: glycosaminoglycan biosynthetic process. The transcript has 2 exons. The record is from RefSeq and is a predicted model, not a curated record. Gene Ontology annotation, cellular component: membrane. Gene Ontology annotation, molecular function: UDP-galactosyltransferase activity. Lineage: Eukaryota; Metazoa; Mollusca; Bivalvia; Pectinida; Pectinidae.
GUGACAAUGUCUUCCGGUUUGUGUGUGUAUUAGGCCUAGGCCCUACGUGGGAAGCUGAAACCAAAGAUAAACUGAGUGAUUACUUGGACCAGGUUAUGAAAAUGAUAUUUGGAACAAGACUCUCCAGUGGUCACUCAGGAAUCAUAACAUUUAGCAACUUUUACUCAAAGGCAGCAUCAUGAUUUAAAGGGCAGCAAUUAGGACCAAGGAAAUUAGAGGUAACGGUGAUCUAAGGAGCCUCUUUAUAAAUCUACAAAUAUGAGGAGUUCAAGUGCACAGAGACUUGAGAGAAAGUUGAACAAGCAUGCUAUGACAAUUCUGAUUGGUGGGAUAUUUUUGUCGUUCAGUGCGCUCAUGUACCUUUCGUUCUGCCACAUGCCGUGCGAGGACCCCACAUAUGCUGUAGCUCACAACAGGUUAAAGGAAGCUCAAAAUGAGGCCUACUGGAGUGGUAACAUGUUGUCCCCAAGACGGAAAAUCUCAGUUUUUCUUGCCGUUAUUAUCCCGUCUGCUCCUGGCAAUGCUAGACAAAGGGAUGUUGUGCGCGAAACCUGGGGCAACGAUCUAGGUAAAGACUCUAUCUUGAGGUUUAUCAUAGGCACAGGCAAUAUCAGCUUGGAUGUAGAAAAGGAGCUCCAAAGAGAAAACUUACUCCACAAAGAUCUGGUGCUUUUAAAGUUAAAUGAUUCUUUUGUAGCUUUAACAAAGAAAAUGUUAGAAACCUUCAAAUGGUUAGAUAGUAAUGUAGAUUUCAAGUUUGUGCUAAAAGCAGACGAAGAUACAUUUGUUCAAGUUGAUAAAUUUAAAGCAGAAUUACAAUUAAAACCUAAGGAACAGCUUUAUUGGGGAUUUUUUGAUGGACGUGCAACUGUUAAAAAGAUGGGGAAGUGGCCGGAGACUGAUUGGAAGCUGUGUGAUAGAUACUUACCAUACGCUUUAGGGGGAGGUUAUGUCUUAUCUAGUGAUUUAGUCCACUACAUUGCUUCAAACUCAAAAAUGUUAAAACUUUUCAACAAUGAAGACGUGUCUGUAGGUGCCUGGCUCGGUCCUCUGGAUAUUCAGCGUCAACAUGAUCCCAGAUUUGAUACAGAAUACGUCUCUAGAGGAUGUCAGAAUGUAUAUCUUGUCACACACAAACACACUAACAUAGAGAUGCGAGAAUUUAAAGAAAAUAUUAAAAAAAAAGGGAAAUUGUGUACAAAAGAAUUCCAGCUGAGGUUAUCGUAUAUAUAUAACUGGAAUGGCGCACCGUCCAGGUGUUGCCAGAGAAUAGAUGACUCCAUUCCAUAGAUAAGAACAACAACUUAUCUGUUGCUUUUUAUAAGAUAAUUAAUUUUGAAAUAAGGUUUGGCUAGUUUUGAAAUAUUUACAUUAAAUUUGUAUGGUAUUCACCUGAACUAAGGUGUAAAGUUUUUUGUGUGAGUGGUAUAAAAACAAAGUCAUAGAAACCUCUUAUAAACAAUGUAGAAGUAUAGACAAAUGUAAGACAUAUUACAUGUAUCUAUUAGAAAGGAUGUUUGUCCAGUGAUAAAGUACUUUGACCUGCCUCUGUGUGCUAUCAAGUUUACCAAAGAGUCUAUAUAUAUAGCUUUAUGUGCUUCAACUCAAUUCUGACUUCUGACAUAAAAUUUAACAUUUGGUACAUUGUUUUAUUUAAGUAUUACAUUGAUCAAGGUCAGUUUUCUUAUUAACUUUGUACUUUACAUGUUGGCAAUUUGUUUAUCCAUCUGACAUCAACCUUUUUUUUUCUUUGAUCAACUUUUUUCUUUAACCCUUUCAACACUAGAUUUAUCAUCUCUAUAAUCUCUUUAACCAAGUUAGAAUGAACAACAUAGAUACCUUAAAUAUUAAGAACCCUGAACGGUUAAUUUAUGGUGACCCAAAUCUGUCUCAAGAUGAUAACAUUAUUUAUAUUUGAUCAGGUACAGAGGUACAUUUUAGAGUCAGGUAGAUUCUAGGUGCUAGCUGGGAUCUUUUCAUGCUCUCUUCAUAACUGUUUCCAUUCUUUUAUCAUACCUACCUGUGUAUAUUUUUUAAAUUUUUGGUUCAUCACAUAAAAUGGUCAGUAUUAUCACAAACUGUUAAUCUAAACAAUUUAUGUGUAUUAAUUAAAUGAAUGUUGUAGUACUUCCUUAACGUAAUUACAUUUCAAGGCAGAUGGCUUUAUAUAAGAUUUAAAAUCUUGUUGCCAGAUCAUAUUAAUAUUUCUAUUAACCUGUGUACUUAUUAUAUAUGA